GGCGUCUUAAAGGCAGAAACAAGAAAGCAAGCGGCAAGUGAGACGAGCGGCUUGCAGGUUUUUUGAGGCUGCUAGCCAAUGGCUGUCCAGCAUAGAACUGUCCACAGAGGAGCUGGUCCUGCUCGGACUCACAUCCAGCUCCAGGGUUAGAUGCUUGGCUCCACCUUUCGGAGGCAAAGCUCCGCUUUCGCCCAGAGGCUAGCCAGACCCUUCGCACGCUGCGCGAGAACCUGCAGCCCCAAAUCCAGCAGAGUUCUUCUCACUUACUCUCCCUUCGUGGUUCUGCCUCUCAGGGAAAUAAAAACGCAGCGAGAAGAAAGCAGAGGCAGAGAGGAAAAGAGAAGGGACCCGCCUCCCCACCGGGGGAAAGAACUGGAGACCACAAGACCGAAGGAACAGAAUCUCUGUGUUUUAUCAUCUCCACGAGAGCUCUUUAGGAAACGAACCGCUGGUGGGAUGGGGUCGAGUCAUCUUUCGGGGUGCUGCUGAGACUUGUGGGGUGCUGGGUGUGGGUCUACAAUGCAGGGGCAGUUGUCGUUGAGUCUGCCCGGCAGGAGCCAAGCCCCGGCAGCAGGUGUGUCGUCCCGCUCCCGGCUGGAGGUGGCUCGGACAGUUCCCACCCGCAGCCUGAGCCGCUGAGCCGCGUGGUGCUGAAAUGGACAGCUCCUCGGUGGCUUUGCCCCUGAAUGGCUCCGGGAGCCAGGAGAAGGCCGCUGGGGACCAGCUCUCCGGGCGCUUCUCCACCAUGUGGACCAUCGUCCUGGCCGUCCUCAUGGCUUUGUUGAUCGUGGCUACGGUCGUUGGCAAUGCUUUGGUGAUGCUGGCUUUUGUGGUGGACUCCAGUUUGAGGACGCAAAACAAUUACUUCCUUCUGAACCUGGCCAUCUCCGAUUUCCUAGUAGGUGCCUUUUGCAUUCCACUUUAUGUGCCCUACGUGCUAACUGGCAGGUGGACUUUCGGAAGAAGCUUUUGCAAGCUCUGGCUGGUGGUUGAUUAUCUGCUGUGCACCACGUCGGUCUUCAACAUUGUGCUGAUUAGCUAUGACAGAUUCCUCUCGGUAACAAGAGCGGUGUCCUACAGAGCUCAGCAAGGAGACACCAAGCAAGCCGUGUUCAAGAUGGCCAUGGUGUGGGUCUUAGCCUUCCUGCUCUAUGGACCUGCGAUUAUCAGCUGGGAGUACAUAUCCGGCCGAAGCAUCAUACCCGAUGGGGAAUGCUACGCUGAGUUUUUCUACAACUGGUAUUUCCUCAUCACAGCCUCCACCAUCGAGUUUUUCACCCCAUUCAUCAGCGUGGCCUUUUUCAACUUGAGCAUUUACCUGAACAUCCAGAGGCGCACCAAAGCCCGCUUGGAUGUGGUGCAUGAGGCUCAGAACCAGAACUUUGUGGAGGAGAUCGAAAUGAGCCCUGAAGCCCAGCUCUCCAUGAAAUGCUGCAAGUGGGAGCAGAGAGAUCUGGCAGAAACUCUGGGUGUCCCAAAAUGGGACGCCCAAGAAGAAAGCAGCAAAGAGAGUACAAAUGUCAAGUAUUCGAGCACAGAGAGCUCUGGGUUUACCGGCAGCAAAGCAAAGCUUUUCAUCAAAAAGAACUACAAACACUCAACAUCUACUCUUUCUCUAGAGAAACGGAUGAAGGUGGCUUCCCAGAACAUGAGCCAACGUUUUAGGCUCACCAGAGACAAGAAAGUAGCCAAAUCUCUGGCCGUUAUAGUGGGGAUUUUUGGCCUCUGCUGGGCACCGUACACACUUCUCAUGAUUAUCCGAGCUGCAUGUCACGGUCACUGUGUCCCCGAGUACUGGUAUGAGACCUCCUUCUGGCUUCUGUGGGUCAAUUCUGCCAUCAACCCUGUCCUUUACCCUCUCUGCCACCACAGCUUCCGGAGAGCUUUUGUUAAACUCUUGUGCCCCAAGAAACUCAAGAUCCAGCCUCACAGUUCCCUCCAGAAAUGCUGGAAGUAGUUUCAAUUCAUUGUAGGCUAGAAAGGAUACUUUCUGCCAUAUUGCUCUGCAGGAGUUUGCUUCUUUUGAGAGGUGUUGCUUUUGAGAGGUGUUGAGCUGCUGUCCAGGGCUAGGAACCUACCAGGGUUAUAUAGCCUGUAGGACAGGGAUGGGUAACCUGUGGCACCUAAGGAUGGGGAGGAAAUUUGAUUCCGGUUACAUUUAAAGGCAAACCUAAUUCACACUUUCCAAAGCAAUAGGAGAACUGAAACACAGCCACCGUUUGUAAUUCACAUCUGCAA
Messenger RNA from Podarcis muralis (Common wall lizard), 2238 nucleotides. It is a transcript of the gene HRH3, whose product is annotated as histamine receptor H3. Gene Ontology annotation, cellular component: synapse; dendrite; plasma membrane. The record is from RefSeq and is a predicted model, not a curated record. Gene Ontology annotation, molecular function: G protein-coupled serotonin receptor activity; G protein-coupled acetylcholine receptor activity; histamine receptor activity. Gene Ontology annotation, biological process: chemical synaptic transmission; adenylate cyclase-inhibiting G protein-coupled acetylcholine receptor signaling pathway; G protein-coupled receptor signaling pathway, coupled to cyclic nucleotide second messenger. Lineage: Eukaryota; Metazoa; Chordata; Lepidosauria; Squamata; Lacertidae.